GUCUGCUCAAAGGGCCCUAAGUCCACUGGCUUUUAUGCACUAGGUGCACUUGAGUCAGGCAAGUAAAGAGCUCAGCAUUGAGACGUGCCAGUCUCUGCUGUUUAUACCGCUGCUAGGAGUAUCUACUGAAGGGCAGAACUGACCGGAUCGCACUAGUGCAGGACGGGGGAAAGCCAGAAUAAUUGUGAAUGUUUUCUUUUUCCAUAGCAAAAAGCAAAGGAUUAAACUUGAAUACGCAUCCCUGUCACUCUACUAAACCACACAAGAACUUUAUCAAAAUGGCACGGAAGAGGCAGGUGUCUUUGACCCAGGCUUUGACCCUGGCGCUGGUUCUGCUCACCUCAGCGGCUUCAGCGGAGGAAUACGACUAUUACAGCUGGCAGUCGGACAAUUUCCACAACGGCCGUUUUUACGCCAAGCAGCCGCAGUGUGUGGAUAUUCCAGCUGACCUGCGGCUCUGCUAUAAUGUGGGCUACAAGAAGAUGAGACUACCAAACCUGUUGGACCACGAAACCAUGCCCGAGGUCAAGCAGCAGGCGGGCAGCUGGGUGCCCCUCCUGGCGAAACGCUGCCACGCUGAUACGCAGGUGUUCCUCUGCUCGCUUUUUGCCCCGGUGUGCCUGGACCGGCCGAUCUACCCGUGUCGCUCUCUUUGCGAGGCCGUACGGGACAGCUGCGCACCGGUCAUGGAGACCUACGGCUUUCCCUGGCCGGAGAUGCUGCAGUGCGAUAAGUUUCCCAUCGACAACGAUCUGUGCAUUCCCAUGCAGUUCGCCGGGGGUCACGCCACUCAAACUCCAGUUUCAAAAGUCUGUCCACCCUGUGACAACGAGUUAAAAGCCGACACCAUAAUGGAGCAUUACUGUGCCAGUGACUUUGCUCUCAAGAUGAAGAUUAAAGAGGUGAAAAAAGAAAAAGGAGACCGCAAGCUCAUCGCAGCACAGAAGAAGAAGAAGGUUCUGAAGAUGGGAGUAUUGAGGAAGAAGGACUUAAAAAAGCUCACGCUGUACAUCAAGAAUGGAGCAAACUGCCCCUGCUCACAGCUGGACAACCUCGGGAGCAACUUCCUCAUCAUGGGCCGUAAGGUGGACCAGCAGUUGCUGCUCAUGUCCAUCCACAAGUGGGACAAGAAGAGCAAAGAGCUCAAAUUUGCCCUUAAAUACAUGAAGUCUCAUCAGUGUCCCACCUAUCACACCGUCUUCCAGUGACACUAUCAGAAAUCUUCCAGAGACUGUUUCUAAUUCAGACACACAUUUUAUUACUCAACAAGUGGCUUUUGGAAACUGCUUAGGACUAGUUCAUUUAAAAAUGGCUGUUUGUCAUUCCAAACUAUUGUGACUUUCUCUCUUUUGAUGAACACAGACUUGUGAAGAGUUCAAACUGGUUGUUCUUUUCCAUGCAGUUCAUAAAUGGGCACCGAAGCUCUUUUUUUGGUCCGUUCGUCACGCAAAGCUAUGGUAUGGCUUUAGACUUGGAAUACUGCAUAGUGCAUGAGUCAUAUGGACUACUUAUGAUUUAUUUUAUAGUGGUUUUGUGUUUUAUGUAAGGCUUGGUUAUGGUGCAAAUUUAUAGUACAGCAAUACAAAACAGUGACCAGUUUAGUUCUUUAAAUUUCUUUUUUGUGUUCCAUGGAAGAAAGUCGUAGGUUUGGAAUGACUUCAUGGUGACAUUUUUUGGGGAACUAGUCCUUAAUUCCAUCAACAUGUACAGCUACAUUUUAUUUCUGUAUCUGCAUAAAAUGAAUUCUUUAUGAGCGAUCAGCGCACUUAAGAUGCAUAUUUUAGCGAAACUUUCUAGACUUCCUCAGUCACAACACAACGUGCAAGAUAUGUCACUGCAAAAAAUGAGUUAACAAAAGCUUCGAAGAUGAGAGCGUACAGUCAAUAAGCAAAUAUUUCUUUGCUAUGGCCAGGAUUCAUUUAAACAAAUGGGAAUAAAGACAUUAACAGUGCCAACAGGUUUUCACUUCUAUCUUGUAGAUAAGGAAUAAAAAGUUUUUAUUAUA
Triplophysa rosa is the source of this 2005-nucleotide messenger RNA. It is a transcript of the gene sfrp5, whose product is annotated as secreted frizzled-related protein 5. Gene Ontology annotation, molecular function: Wnt-protein binding. The record is from RefSeq and is a predicted model, not a curated record. The transcript has 3 exons. Lineage: Eukaryota; Metazoa; Chordata; Actinopteri; Cypriniformes; Nemacheilidae. The coding region runs from base 189 to 1208 and encodes 339 amino acids. Gene Ontology annotation, biological process: negative regulation of canonical Wnt signaling pathway; non-canonical Wnt signaling pathway; canonical Wnt signaling pathway.